Molecule: messenger RNA, 387 nt
Organism: Eimeria mitis
Lineage: Eukaryota; Apicomplexa; Conoidasida; Eucoccidiorida; Eimeriidae
Exons: 3
Coding region: 1-387 (128 amino acids)
Source: RefSeq, a predicted model, not a curated record
AUGCUUGUUCCUGCUGCUGCUGCUGCUGCUGCUGCUGAUGAUGAUGAUGAUGAUGAUGAUGAUGAUGCUGUGGUUGUUGCUGUUGCUGCUGCUGCUGCUGCUGAUGAUGAUGAUGAUGUGGCUGAGGUGCUGAGGACGGCGUUGACAGCCGUAAGGACGGCCCGGAGGGUGUUGCAGCAUCUGGGUCACCUGCUGCUGCAGCUGCAGCUGGUGCAGCAGCAGCAGCAGCAGCAGCAGCAGCAGGAGGUAAAGGAGAUGCAGCAUCUGGGUCACCUGCUGCUGCAGCUGCAGCUGGUGCAGCAGCAGCAGCAGCAGCAGCAGCAGGAGGUAAAGGAGGUCAUCGUGAUAGAUAUUAUUAUUUAUCGCAUGCAGUCAGAGAAGAAGUAA